CUAAGCUCAGCAAAGCUAUUUGCUCCAAAAAUCAAAAUUUCAAUGUUUAAAGUUUUUCCUUUCACUGCAAUAGUGCACCCUCAUGCAAUUACAGCACCAAGGUUGGUUGUGAAAAUGUCAGCAAUAGCCACCAAAAAUGCAGUGGAGUCAUUAGUAGUGAAGCCACCAGCACACCCAACUUAUGAUUUAAAGGGUGUUAUUCAACUUGCCCUCUCUGAAGAUGCUGGGGAUUUAGGAGAUGUGACUUGUAAGGCAACAAUUCCUAUUGACAUGGAAUCCGAAGCUCAUUUUCUAGCAAAGGAAGACGGGAUUGUAGCAGGAAUUGCACUUGCUGAGAUGAUAUUCGCAGAGGUUGAUCCUUCACUAAAGAUGGAGUGGUCUAUAAAUGAUGGUGAUAAAGUUCAUAAAGGCUUGAAAUUCGGCAAAGUACAAGGAAAGGCUCACAGCAUUGUUAUAGCUGAGAGAGUUGUUCUCAAUUUCAUGCAAAGAAUGAGCGGAAUAGCUACACUAACUAAGGCGAUGGCAGAUGCUGCACACCCUGCUACCAUCUUGGAGACUAGGAAAACUGCUCCAGGAUUACGUUUGGUGGAUAAAUGGGCGGUAUUGAUCGGUGGGGGGAAGAAUCACAGAAUGGGCUUAUUUGAUAUGGUAAUGAUAAAAGAUAAUCACAUAUCUGCUGCUGGAGGUGUCAGCAAAGCUCUAAAUUCCGUGGAUCAGUAUUUGGAACAAAAUAAACUCCAGAUGGGGGUUGAGGUUGAAACCAGGACAAUUGCAGAAGUACGAGAGGUUCUGGACUAUGCAUCUCAAACAAAGACUUCGUUGACUAGGAUAAUGCUGGACAAUAUGGUUGUUCCAUUAUCUAAUGGAGAUAUUGAUGUAUCCAUGCUUAAGGAGGCUGUAGAUUUGAUCAAUGGGAGGUUUGAGACAGAGGCUUCAGGAAAUGUUACCCUUGAAACAGUGCACAAGAUUGGACAAACUGGUGUUACCUACAUUUCUAGUGGUGCCCUAACGCAUUCUGUGAAAGCACUUGACAUAUCCCUGAAGAUCGAUACAGAGCUCGCCCUUGAAGUUGGACGACGUACAAAACGAGCAUGACCGCCAUUACUUUUGUUGUAGGGUUGGAGUAAAAGCAGCUGAAUGGCACAAAGUGCAAAUAAGAAUCAUUUUACUAGUUGUCAAACAAAUAAGAUGUAAGUUGCUGGAAUAUUUCGAUGGCUUUUUUCCAACCUAAUUGCUUGAGUUGGUAUUUCAUUAUAUCUUUGCUUUCAUGUUUCAUGGAAUUUGACACAAUGUAAAAAGUUGAUUUAAAAGUUUGGUGUAUGUGAAGUUUUGUGUUACUUCACAUCUUUUAUG
Molecule: messenger RNA, 1353 nt
Organism: Nicotiana tabacum (common tobacco)
Lineage: Eukaryota; Viridiplantae; Streptophyta; Magnoliopsida; Solanales; Solanaceae
Source: RefSeq, a predicted model, not a curated record